GGCCGAUUGAUUGAUUCAUUGACCUCCCAUGAAGUACGUCUGUCUGUCUGUCUGCGACCGUCACACUCACACACACGACACACACACCGACACAACCAUACAAUGAUUGUACGGUAUACACCCCGUCCGUCCGUCCACCUCCCCCCUCACCUCACCCAGUCACUCCCCAUUCCACCCACUGACUGAUGCGAUGACAUGUGUGAUGUGAGGGGAACAAUACGCAUUAGAUCCAUCCACACACACCCCCCCACUCACCCACCAUGUGUGACGAGUGUGCGCAUGCUGUCUGGCGCAUCACAUCGGUUGCCCGCCCUCUCUCGUUCUCUCACCAUCUCUCUCUCUCUCUCUCUCUCUUUCACUCUCUCGCUCUCAUAGCUCACGCACACACGCACGAAAAAUGCCCCGUCCAUCGAUCGAGCAGCCAACAGGCACCACCACGCCUGGCUGCCUGCCUGAUGGACAACAGAAAUACACUAGCUAGCUACACCCACCCAUUCACUUCACUUGGACACACCGACGCAUCGCAUCGACUCAGUCGAGUCACGCGCUGUCUUCUGUUGUGUCCCACCCCAUCAGCGAUACGGUGCUACCCCCCUCCCCUCCUCCCUGCCCACAGACCCACAGGCACACUCACACACACGUGAUGUGUGUCGGACUGGGAGUGAGUGGGCGUCAUCAGGUCAGGUCAUGGGAAGUGCGAUGUGAUACGAUGAGAUGCGAUGCCAACACAGUGAGUGGCACAGCACAGAUGAGGACUGAGUGAGUGUGUGUGGUGUGAAAAAGGCCCGCUCUCUCGGGAGUCCCCGACGAGCGGCAUCCGGCUCAUCAUCCCUGACGACGGCCUCAGCCCAUCCAUCCAUCCAUCCAUGCGACUGCCUGGCCCACCCACCCCACACAUGCAUCCCUCUCUCCCCCCUCCUUGGCCGUCUGCAUAAAGGUGCACAAAUACACACACACAAGGGUGGUGGGUGGUGGCCGGCAGGUACUCUCUCUCUCUCUCUCUCUCCGCCCUCUCGAUAAACAAGCCGUCGGCCGCAGAGAAAGCAAGAAGCAGGAAGCAGAAGAGCGAGUCGCAUGGAUGGCAUGGCAUGCGACGCAGCCCUUACUUAGGCCCUUACGCAUUCGUUCGUUCGACAAUAAUGGUAAUAAACUACACACAUAAACUAAAGCGACUGGCUUGACCUAACCGACGGACGCCACACACAGAGAGGCGGGCAGAGGAGAGCAGAGGAGGGAGGAGAUCUCGAAUCCCUCAACCAGCCAACACCUGUCUCUCUAUGCCCUAGGAGUGCCCGCACACACCCCCGUGACGAUGUGCUGGAAGAUGCUGCCCAGACAGGCGCCCAUGCUGCCCCCCGGCAUCCCAUCGCGCUUGCUGCCCUUCCCGCCGGGCGACACGGUGUCCUUCUUCCAGGCUCGGUCCUUGUGCCCGCGCCAUCGGCGGAACCCCUGACGCGUCAGCAUCCUCUCCACGGCCUUCAGGUUCACCUCGCUCGUCGCGUCGAUCGGGAAGAUGGCGUCUAGGAGACCACAGGGACCCACACACACACACAGAGAGAGAGAGAGAGAGAGAGGUGGGGGCAUGUGGGUGGGUGUGUUGAGUGGGGGCGCGUGUACCGAAAGAUGAGACGUGGAGGUUGACGGAUCGGAGGUUGGGGAAGACCUCCAUCACCUGACGACCCAGCUGCGUCGAUAUCUGAUAAUUGACAAACCACACACACACAACGCAAAGAAGACACACACAACAGAGACAUACACACAUGUACACCAGCCCCCUUCAACUCGAUGGCCUGCCUCCCUCGAUCUGUGUCUGUAGGGCUGUACCUACCUCCUGUGUGAAGCCGUCGCUCUCCCUCCACCCGUUGGACGCCAGCAGCGUCUGCAACGCCGGACCGUCCACAUGCUGAUCCCUCUCCCUCUCCCUCCCCUUGGCCCCAUGGUGGUGGUGGUGGUGAUGACGCACACACGCACCGCUGCCGCUGGUGGGGGCCGUGGUGCUGGUGGUAGUGGCAGCGGAUGGGGGUGUCGCGAGUGCGGCCAUGCUGGCCCUCCUGGCGGCUCUGUCGCGCGCCCUCUGUUCCUGCAGCUGCCUGGCGGUCUCGAUGAGGGACUCGAGCAUGGGUCUGCGGACGGGUGCGAGGAUGAUCUCUUGGACGGAGAAGAAGGCCGGCAGGUUGUGCAGCACGUGGCCCACCCACUGCUGGUAGCCCUCCACAUAGCUGAAGUCGCCACCUGCAGUAACAACCCAGUCACACCACAGCACAUCAAUCACAUCACAUCCACACACACGCCUCUCCCCCUCCCCCCCCCCGUCUCUCUUGAGGCAUCCUGCUUACCAACGGCGAGCGUGGUCAGUUUGGUCAGGUGCCUCAGAAAGGCAAAGUGCGUGUCGAUGGUGGCCCUCAGCCGCGGCGCCAGACACAGCAGCGCCUGAGCGUACAGCGGCGCCAGGCCCUCCACCUGCCCGCCCUCCAGCACCACAUCCCACGGCAGGUUCACACACAGCCGCAGGUCACUCAGGUUGGCGCACUUGAAGGCCGGGUGGAAGGCGUAGAAUGGUGGGAAGGUGCUGUUGGCGGCCCAGCCGAGCUCCUCCAGCUUGGGGAAAUCGCACGCGGGGAACACCGGAAUGGCUUUCCGGUACACACGCACACGCGUGAGCCUCGUCGACCCCCCGAUGAGCGAUGACGGCGAUGACCCGCCCCCACUGCCCGUCGGCAGCGGCGCGAAGGUCACCCUCCGCUCCCGGCGGUUUGUUGUGGCUGCUGUGGGUGUGUCGUCGUCGUUCUCCUCUGCCGCUGCUGCUGCUGCGAGAGAGGAUGGGGGCGAGGCCGGUGCGCUGUGGGGGGCGGAGGGGGGCGAUGGCGGGGCCGCCUGGGUGACAGACACUCCCACGGCAUGAGGGUCCGCCGGCGAUGCCGGUGCAUCGUUGACGAGCGAGCAGCAGAGGCACACUCGUCUGAGCGACAGCCGGGACCUCUCGAGAAACCGCUGGCACUCAAGUGCGUGCAGCUCUGCGGGCGAGAAGAGGAAGAUCUCCUCCAGGUGUCGCGCGUCGGCCAGGAGGUGCUCCGCGCCGCCGCAGCAGUGCCUGCAGCUGCUGCGGCACACGAGGUCCAGCACACGAAGAGACCGCAGGCGCGCGCCAGACGAGAAGGCGAAGGCGCCGUUGCCGCGAGCAGUGGGGGAGGUGGGCGACGGCGGUGAGCGGGGGGUGGGUGUCAGUGUGGGGCGGGUGGACACCGAACUCGCCGAUGCCGCUGAUGCCGCUGAUGCUGCCGAUGACGACGUCGGCUGCUCGUCAUCAUCUUCCUCGCUGCUCGUGUCCUCAUCGCUGCCACUGGUAAGCGACUCGGACCUUUCUAACAGGCCCUCCCGCCUCAGCCUCUUCCUCUGCCGCCUCCUCCUCACGGCGACCACUUUGCUCUCGGAGUCGUUGUCGUCGUCAUCGGUGGUGCAGGCCAUCGAGCUGGCGGCCGUCUCGUGGGCGAGGGACAGGUGCGUCAGGUGGGGGAACUCGCGGGCAGGGACGGUGUACGGUGGCGGGGCGGGGCGUGCGAGCAGCAUGGGGAAGGGGUGGGAUGGCCUGACGGGGUCGCCCAGCAGCUGCAGCCUCACGCUGGAGAGAGUGGGGGCGUUCUUUGCGAGGGUGCGAUUGAAGUCGGAGGGCGGGAGGAGGGCGGGGGGGAUGCUCGUGAGGGUCAGCGUCUGACAGACAGCAACACACAACACAACAAGCAAUGCAGUACAUGCCCAUCAGUCAGUGUGUUGCAGCUGGGGCCGGGCCUCACUCGUUGACUGACUCACUCCUUACCUCCAGCUUGUGGAAGUGCCGGAUAAACCGUCCCAGCCUCCCCCGGCACUCCCGCAUCUUCUCGGCACGGCUAAGCGAACCACCACCACCACACACGCCACCAACGCGGUCCUUCGGGCUGGGACACGACCCGCUCCACCGCACCGCUCCCCUGCCGAGCCGCCUCUCCCUCUCCCCCCUGCCCCUCUCCCCUUCCCUCUCCUUGCCAAGCUCUAUGUGCAGCGUCCGCACGGCCAACGCACGACUGAAGCCGCGACCUGGGCCGUCGAUGCUUCUCAGUGCGAUGGGGAGGGAGCAGGGUAGCUCGCUGUCGGCUUCUGGCUCCUUCCCCUGCUGCUGCUGCUGCUGGUGGAGGUCAGGGUCAUCUGCUGGGGUGUUGGUGGGGCUGGUGGUGGGAAUGGGGUUGGUCGUCUUUAGAGGGAGGCUGGUCCGCUUGACGAAUCGCCUGUGCGGUUGUGAGGGCAUGGUGAGCAGCCUGUGGAGCUGGUUGAGGCCCAUGAUGUGUAGGGUGUGGUAGUUGCGGGAGGCCUCCUCCCACGCCUGGCACACCAGCGCCGCCUUCAAAACCUCCUGGUCCGGACUGGAGAUGAAGUCCAGAAUGCUCAUCACCACACUGAUCAUGAUACACACACACACAGGCACAAAACCCCACAACGGAUGCAUGGAGCGUGUCGCGGCUUUGCUCCCUACCCAGUGGGGAUGGCGUCGAGGUCGGCAGCCCUGUCUGCUGCCGCUGCGCCUUCGUGGACAGAAGGGGGAGUGCCCAUCUGCCCCAAGCUGCCUCGCUUGCUGCACCGGUUGCCCAUGAUGCGAUCCACAGAUGCGAUGGACACGACUAGCGCUGCGGGUGGUCACGCGAGCGCGGUGGUUGCGGGUGGGAGGGCACCUCUCGAACGACAGGAAGGGCUCAUGCGAUGGGAAGGACGGCUUUGUGUCACAUGAUGCAGAUGCGAUGCCGUGGCGAUAGCUGUGAGAUGCCGAACGUCUCUUUCUUUGGUGUCCAGAUCUGCG
This is a messenger RNA of Vitrella brassicaformis, 4825 nucleotides long. NCBI's taxonomy places the organism in Eukaryota, Vitrellaceae. The record is from the annotation of a GenBank genome assembly.